Venturia canescens is the source of this 2865-nucleotide messenger RNA. RefSeq lists its product as uncharacterized. Bases 301 to 2655 code for a protein of 784 amino acids. The record is from RefSeq and is a predicted model, not a curated record. The transcript has 3 exons. Lineage: Eukaryota; Metazoa; Arthropoda; Insecta; Hymenoptera; Ichneumonidae.
AAGAGAGGUGUGGUUGGGUUGAAACGGGAACCAGUGGAAAAAACAGGAGGGAACGCUUCCCGCUGCGUUUAUUUUUAUAAAAAAAAUACAAUGGUGCGAGCCACGCAGAAAACGAGGGGAAUCACAUAGAGUUUUGCUACAGUGGCGUACCUUCAUAUCAAAACAUAUGUAUUACCUGUGGAAUAAACCUGGAUUUUUAGGUACUGUUGGAAAUAACUCUUCAGAGAAUCCAUUGGUAUAUACAGCUGUGCCGUCCGAAGAAAUACAAUCUUUCGAGAAUUCUACUACUUUAAUUUUCUUAUGAUAGCAAGGUCGAGAAUGGCGAAAAAACUUGAUACUUUUCUCGCCCUCGAGGCAAAAUUGCUCGAAACAGCGACUGCAUUUCAACAAAAUCUUUACGAAAUUUCGGGCGAUUGGCAUAGCUUCGAAUACAAAGAAUUUAAUUACCUCAAAGACUACAUUGGUUGUGCUAUGUUUGGGCCUCCUCAAUCUAAGGACCAAGAUGAAUCGAAAUACAAUGCAAAUGAAUCACAGAAUAAGAAAAAAAGUGAAGCCACAGAAGACCUUGCAAUUCAGUAUAACGUAGGAUACUAUGUUUACGAAAAAAAACAGCAAGAGACUAUAAACUUGAUUUUUGACAAAAUUCUUGAGAAUGGAAAUCGUUACAACUCAAGAGGAACCAUAUUUUGCAACGUAAUAUUUAAUGUGAUAUUCAACACGAAGCAAGCACACGAAGCUUUCAAAAAGUACAAAGGAAAAUGGGAAGCUUACUGUGAACGAAAAGAAAAUAAGGAUGGGAAGGAGACCUCUGAAUGUUCGAUCCCUGAAGUACAAGUUUAUCCUGUACCUGUAUUCAAAGUGAAGCAGGUUCGCACUAAAUGGACUCUCAGUGAUAAUAUUUCUCUUUCCAGUACAACUUCUGAGAAAAUUUAUUACAUAGACAAUGAUGGACGAGUUUAUAAAGGAUUCAAAGAUUACUUGGAUAACAAUACAUUACCAAAAUGUACUAUGGUCUAUCCAAAAGAUGGCAAAUAUCAGAUGAAUCUGGUAUCAUUUAAACAUCGCAAGCAUCCAAGAAAAAAUGGAGAAUUUAUAACAGAUGUCUGGCUGGAGCAUCGCCAAUCACCAGCUGACAACCUAGCAUCAAAAGUUCUAAAGGGUGGCGAUAUUGCUACUACAAUCAUCAGUUUUGCUAGCUUGGGUGUUGGAAUUGCUGCCAUGUUCACUCCUAUUGGUCCUAUUGCAGCAAUUGCAGGUGGAGUAGGUGGUGCAAUAGGCAGCACUUGGACCGUUGGAAGAUCGGCUCAACAUUUGGCUGAUCGAGGUCUCCACGAUGAAACAAUAAAUCCAAUCGAGAAUAGAUCUGUGAUGGGUGCUUGGAUCGGGAUUGCCGGUGGAGCUGUAGGCUUUGUAGCUUCUGGUAGCACAGCUCUCGUCUCACGUGCGAUACGUACAGGAACAACGAUCGGUAGAGCAGCAACGGUAGCUUACGACGCAGUGCUAAUUGGCAACUUGGUCGUAAAUGGGGUUGGCCUCAGUUUCAAAGGUUACGAUAUGUAUGCCUCGUAUAUGGAAAGCAAACAGAUUUCAGCAGUAGAUGUUGUUAUGCUUGCCACACAUUUGUUUUUCUUCGGAAAUUCUGUAAUGAAUAUCCGGUUUGCUCGAACCAUCAUCGAAUCUUCACAAGCCCAACUGUUGAAAGAUUACGAAGCGAGUUUACGCAGCAACCGACACCGUAAUGAAUUCCAAAGAAUGGCUCGUAACACGAGAGCUGCCGGUACCAAUGAUAUUUCUAGCAACGAGGAAAUCAUCCGAGGAAUCAACAAAAUUUCAAACAAGGAUGAUUUCUUUCAAGCCAUGGUAAGAAAUCGCGAAUGUUUGAGUGCUUCGAGUGCCAGAGCAGCUUUCUCUGAUGGCAAGGUCACUGUCAAUGACGUCUUGAUAAUCGAUCCUAUUGAAUUUGCAAAUUUACCGAGAGAAGUACGAACAGAGAUCAUUAGAAACGUGGUCAAUCCUCAAACCGGGAGCAACAUCCAUUCACCCGGAAUCUCCAACGCCUCUAGCGGACUUAAUCCACCGAAUUCUGCAUCGAAAUCAGCCAAUUCGGCUGGCAUUAAACCGAAUUACGUGACUGGAACACAACCCAAAGAGUUUCGAGAAGCCAAACCAAAUUUGGUAAAAUCGAAGGUUGAGAUGGAAAUUCGACCGAACGAAACAUCGUAUAGAAAAUUCGAUACAACCAACCGUACAGUUCUCAAGGAAUUUUGCACUCGACACGCGAACUCCAUGAUGCAAGCUGCGCCACCGCACAUUGCUGAUUUUUCAAAUGUCCUCACAGAACUUCGUUCUGUUGUCAAUUACGCACAAAUUUUUACUAUUUUGCUUGAAAUCGGGUACAAAAUAUGGGAAUCUUUACCGCAAGAUAGAAAAAUAACAAUUGGCGAGGUUCUUAGAAAAAUAGUAGAAUUUGUUUGGAAUUACGUUAAGACGUGUAUAAAACGUCGAAUACCGAAAAUUCCAAUCGAUGAUCCUGCGCUAUGCAAAUUUUUGAUUCCCAUCAUACAAAAACUUUCCAUUAUGGUCGAAGAGGAAAUCGAUGUUUGGGUCGAAGCCUUCAUUAAAUGGCUCGAAAAAAAAUGUCCUCAAACUUUUUAAUUGAAAUUCAAUUUUGAAUCGAUAACUCGUACAAUUAUAAGAAACCUCGAAGGUGCCUCAGAAUCUCAAAACUAGACUGCUAUAGACUGUAAUAUUAGGGAGACUGAAUUUUCACUUAACGAAAAAUAACAUAUCAUAUUUUUCAUAAAUUCACAUAAAAUUGUGAUAAUCGUUAGGAUUCUACAAUAAAUUUGUACAAAUUUCAAAUAA